AUGCCUCUCUUCGCGUCUAGUGGGGAUAGUCCCAUGCCCCUCGAGGAGACGUCAUCCUCACGCUGGACUCGUUUCGCCGACCGUUUAAAGGGGUCAUUCAACGGUGCAGACCCAAGGGUCUGUAUCGCAUUUUGGCUGUUCGGUCUUAUCAACAAUGUCCUCUAUGUGAUCCUACUCUCCGCAGCUCUAGAUCUGGUCGGUCCCGAUGUUCCCAAAGGAAUCGUCCUCCUCGCCGAUAUCAUUCCAGCUUUUACAACUAAGCUGAUCGCCCCAUACUUCAUCCACAUGGUCCCGUACUCUAUCCGCGUCAUCGUCUUCGUGGUCCUAUCUGUUGUUGGCAUGGUCAUUGUGGCAUUGAGUCCAAGCUAUACAGAGGGUGGUACAAUCACAUCGAAGAUCAUCGGGAUAGUUCUGGCUAGUUUCUCUGCUGGUGGUGGAGAGCUAAGCUUCAUGGGACUGACCCAUUUCUACGGACCGUUCAGCUUGGCGGCUUGGAGCAGUGGCACCGGAGCAGCCGGCUUGGUUGGAGCUGGGGCUUAUGCGUUGGCUACCAAUACAAUUGGUCUUUCGGUGCAUGUUACUCUCUUUGCUUCUGCUGCUCUGCCCUUUCUUAUGGCAGUGAGUUUCUUUGCUGUCUUGCCGCGUGACCCGUUGCAAGCUUCAACACCCGUGAUCGAUAGAUACCGAGCUGUGGAACGGGCUGAACAAGGCGAACGGCUAAAUGCGGAAGAUAACGAAGAGGAUGGACUUGAGUCGGAGCGUGAAGAGUCGGAGGGACUGCUCGGUGCAUCUGGUGCUUCGGCAGAUACACAGAAAUCUGGUCGGGUUAAUGCAGACUCCCGUUUGUGGGAUAAGACGCGAAAGAACCUGAAACGACUCGCAAAGCUAUUUUUUCCUUUUAUGCUCCCUCUGCUUGUGGUAUUUAUCGCCGAGUACGUGAUCAACCAGGGUGUUGCACCAACCCUACUUUUCCCUCUAUAUACCACUCCUUUCGACGACUUUCGUUCCUUCUACCCGGCCUAUAACGCGAUCUACCAGGCUGGAGUCUUUGUUUCACGUUCCUCUACUCCGUUCUUCCGCAUCCACUGGCUCUACGUCCCCUCUAUAUUGCAAGUGCUGAACCUGGUCCUGCUCAGCCUGCACUCCAUGUACAACUUUAUUCCUAAUGUUUAUAUUGUCUUCCUGGUGGUCUUCUGGGAAGGUCUCUUGGGUGGAUUGGUAUAUGUCAAUACCUUUGCGGAAAUUAGCGACCGUGUUCCAGAAGACGAGCGUGAGUUCUCCCUUGGUGCUACAACCGUCAGUGACUCGGCUGGUAUUUGCAUUGCUGGCUUUGUUACCCUGAAUAUUGACCGAAUUCUUCUAGACCACGUCUUGGGACGGCCCUCGACCAGAUUCCGCAAAAUCCAGGUCUUUGCUGUGGUGUCGUUCUGGUCGAUUUAUUUACUACGUGGGAACAAACAUGGGCCCCCUCUACUACGAGCUCUCUCCACCCGAUUCACUCAUAAAUUAACCGCCUGGCAGACGACCGUUGUCAUUUUUCUAUGGCUUUAUGUUUGCAGGAAUUUUGCGAAGAUCGUGGGACUGGAAUGUCCAGAACCUUUAGCACACCUUUAUUCACGUUCCUUCUUUCGAGCAACAUGGAUUGCAACAGGGUUAGAUGCGGGGUUCUGGACAGCCAUGAAGAUCAAACCAAAAUGGCUGAGAGAUAUUGCCUCCUUGGUAUUCACUGUCUACUACCUGAUUGCAGCGGAGCAGGCCGACGAGAAGGUGCGUCGAGUCCGCGCAACGCUGACUUUGGAGCACUUGCGCGUCUCUUGGAACAAAGCAACUACGCCGUACCUAUGGACCAUGGCGAGUUUGAUGCGCCCUCGCCUAACAGGGUACUCCCCACGAGCUAUCCGGAUUCCUCGACCAAAGCAAUCUGUUCAUAGUGAUCCCGUCAGUGCAUGGCUUUACUUUGAUGGGCCGCUGAGCGCAUUGAAAGACCAGACCUGUAUUAUCUUGGAUGUACCGGGUGGUGGCUUUGUUGCAAUGGGACCCCGAAACUCUGAAGAUAAGCUGGCUUCUUGGGCCGGGCAAUUGAAAGUUCCAGUCCUGAGCGUUGAUUAUAAGAAAGCACCGGAGUAUGCGUACCCGUAUGCCUUGCAUGAAUGCUAUGAUGUCUACCAUACCAUCAUAUCCACCCGCGGACGCUGUGUUGGAUUUAGUGGCCAGACCCGCCCACGCAUAGUUGUCACAGGCGAAAGCGCAGGAGGCAACUUAGCUGUGAGUAUGGUCCUGAUGGUUCUACAGUCGACCAUGGGACAUGAUUGGCGAAGUGGAGAGGGACUACCACGGCCUGAUGGUUUGGUACUGGCUUAUCCGGCCCUUAACAUGAGGGUAGAAAGCUGGAUGACCGAUGAGCAGAUGUCAUUGAUACAGGAUAAGAGCACGCGUCAGACAAACCGAAGUGUGCUACAACGGAAGCAGGAUGAAUACCGCAAGCUCACACCAUAUACCUCACCAGGCCAUUCGGUUGAAAACCUGACAUCCCUCUCACCACCAAAACCAGAAACAAACCAGGAGACAAAUAUCGCUGCAGAGACCUCUAAAGCGCUACGUGAAAAGUUGAAGAAGAGUGAAGAGCUCAAUGGAAAUACCAAAUCGCCCGCAGAUAGCGAAGUAAACCCACUGCAGACUCGAUUGGCAGUUUCCUCCAUGAUCUCCUACGUCCAUGACAGAAUCCUCACUCCAGAAAUGAUGCGAGCCAUGAUUAUUCUCUACAUUGGCCCCCACCAGCGGCCAGACUUCAAUACUGAUUUCUAUCUCUCCCCGGUGCUAGCUCCAGAUGCACUGCUUGCCCGAUUUCCCAAGACAUACAUCUUCACAGGUGAACGUGACCCACUAGUUGACGACACGGUUAUCUUUGCAGGUAGAUUGCGCCAAGCAAAAUUGCAGUAUUUCCAUGAGCGACUGGAACUCGGGCUUGAGAAGUCCCGAUGGCAGUUCCGAGAAAAGGAUCAUGUCGAGGUAUCCUUGAUUCCGGGGGUAUCACACGGCUUCCUCCAAAUGGCAGGGUUUUAUCCCGAAGCAUGGAAGUACAUUAAGCGCAGUGCAUCAUGGAUAGAGACCCUAUUUGAGAUAUCCGAGCUACAGGAGUCUCAGUACAGUCUUCUUCAGAUGUCUGGAAGCUCAGCACCGAAUACUUCGAUGAAAGGAAAUGGACAUAUGCAAAGCAAGGAGAACAUACCAGCAAGUUAUCGCAGAAACCAUCAUCGUAGCAUCACCGGAGAGUCAUCUGGAGAUGAUGACAAACCACUGGAGAUUGGAAUGACCAAAAUGAACUCCUCGACCGAUGAGGAUAUCUUUUCUGAGUCAAACCUAGCAAACCGACGCAAGAAGUCUCACUUCACAUCUUCUCGAAUCGCGGGACUGACCGCUCACGAUGAUGAAUUUGAGACUAGAUCUGAAACAGGAGGCGAGUUCCUGGCACGGCUCAAGCAUCUGGAGAUGAAGUAUAAGAGCUAUGAGGUCAUCGGCCCAGAUGAAGUGAAUAGUGCACCAGAAAGUCCUUUUGCAUUACGUCCUCGUGGAAGAAGCAUGACAUCCCUUGCUAGUGAGGAGGAUUUACUGGAUCGUCGCAUGAAUGGCAUUACAGGUGGGCUUAUGGGUCUGAGUGAAAGAGCACAGACCCCAGGGCCCUGA
Penicillium malachiteum is the source of this 3684-nucleotide messenger RNA. RefSeq lists its product as uncharacterized. Lineage: Eukaryota; Fungi; Ascomycota; Eurotiomycetes; Eurotiales; Aspergillaceae. The coding region runs from base 1 to 3684 and encodes 1227 amino acids. Gene Ontology annotation, biological process: triglyceride catabolic process. Gene Ontology annotation, molecular function: sterol ester esterase activity; triacylglycerol lipase activity. The record is from RefSeq and is a predicted model, not a curated record. Gene Ontology annotation, cellular component: membrane; cytosol. The transcript is spliced from 5 exons.